Anolis carolinensis (green anole) is the source of this 11896-nucleotide messenger RNA. It is a transcript of the gene mok, whose product is annotated as MOK protein kinase. Gene Ontology annotation, biological process: protein phosphorylation; intracellular signal transduction. The record is from RefSeq and is a predicted model, not a curated record. Gene Ontology annotation, cellular component: cytoplasm; nucleus. Gene Ontology annotation, molecular function: protein serine/threonine kinase activity; ATP binding. Lineage: Eukaryota; Metazoa; Chordata; Lepidosauria; Squamata; Anolidae. The transcript has 12 exons. Bases 188 to 1444 code for a protein of 418 amino acids.
AGGCAGGGCAAGGCAGGGCGUGGCGUGGCGUGGCGUGCGCCUGGCUGGCUGACGCUCUGCUGGGGUUGCCAGGGUGACGGGGAAGACAACAUGGCGCGCUGACAAGGCGAAGAGGAAGGGGAGGGGGAGAGACUGUGGCUGUUCUGCGACCGCGCCCCCUCCCCACCGGAAGGAGACCCGGCGGAGGAUGAACAAAUACAAAACAAUUGGCAAGAUUGGAGAGGGAACCUUUUCUGAUGUUCUGAAGGUCCAAAGUCUGAAAGGUGGACAGUAUUAUGCAUGUAAACAAAUGAAACAACAUUUUGAAAGUAUUGACCAUGUGAACAAUCUGAGAGAAAUACAAGCCUUAAGGCGACUGAAUCCACACCCAAAUAUCCUUAUAUUGCAUGAAGUGAUUUUUGACAAGAAAUCUGGUGCUCUUGCAUUAAUAUGUGAACUUAUGGACAAGAAUAUUUAUGAACUGAUCAAAGGGAGAAAAAAACCACUGCCUGAAAAGAGAAUAAUGAAUUAUAUGUACCAGUUAUUCAAGUCUCUUGAUCACAUGCACAGGAAUGGAAUAUUUCACAGAGACGUGAAACCAGAAAAUAUAUUAAUAAAGCAGGACCUUCUCAAAUUAGGGGAUUUUGGAUCCUGUAGGAGUAUACAUUCCAAACAGCCGUAUACAGAAUACAUCUCUACCCGAUGGUACAGGGCACCUGAAUGUCUUCUGACAGAUGGCUACUACAGCUACAAAAUGGACAUCUGGAGCGCUGGCUGUGUGUUUUAUGAAAUUGCAAGUUUCCACCCUCUUUUCCCUGGAUCUAACGAACUGGACCAAAUCUCAAAAAUCCACGAAAUUAUAGGUACUCCCCCCAUGAAGGUCCUUAAUAAAUUUAAGCAGUCAAGAGUGAUGAGCUUUGAUUUUCCAAUAAGAAAAGGGAAAGGAAUCUCUCCAUUUAUGCCUAGUCUAUCCAAUAAGAGCCUUUCACUUAUAUAUGCAAUGAUACAAUAUGAUCCCGAUGAGAGAAUUUGUGCCCAUGAAGCAUUACAGCAUCCUUACUUCCGAGAACUGAGGUGGGCAGAGAAACAGGCCAUGCGUAGAAAAAUGAGAUUAGUAGAAAAUCCAUUAGAAAGAGAGUCCCUCAACUUGCGGCGUAUUGCAAAGGAGGAUCAAAGGCAGAACUUUUUUAGGCAAACCCAGGAGUAUCCAUUGGGACUUCAUGGACUUCCCUAUGCAGUAGAGUUGCCAAAAGUGACAGUCCCUGCAGUCACCAACCUGACUUCUUACUCUAAUCCUACAUUUCAGUCAAUUUUUGCCCUCCCAGCAACAAACAGACAAGUCCAGUUGUUGCAGCCUAUAACUUAUUUUGGGACACACCAUAAGUCUGAGAAACAGAAAGAAUUUAAAUCUCCUGUGAAACAGUACCAUUUGCCCGCUCUGGAACGAAGAGGUGGAGGAUACUGAUGGACCAAGAAUCCCUUGUGCUCUCCAUAUUCUUUUAAAGGUACACCAAUGGCAACAGUGCCUUAUACCCUCACAUGCUGCAUCAAGACAUUACAAUAACCCCAUUCCUUUGGGACUUACUUUUUUUUUUAAGGAGCCAACUGUAAAAGCACCAUUUUUGUAGCUCAGAAUGCACCUUGAUUCUUUUUAAUUUCCAAAUAUACAAAACUUUUGUUUUCCCAUAAGUGGAUCAUAUUUUUAAUUGUGCUGCGUUGUUAGAAUGAUUUUGUUACAAUUUUUAUAUUAAAUGUUAUAUUGUCUUUAUUUAUGACAUGUUAAAAUGGUAUUUGUACUUUUUAAAAACAUUACUGUAGAGGUAUUAUUGUACUCCGCCUUAUUUGAUAAGUCAUUUGGUCGUUUUGACAUUUGUGCCUGCUUAUUAUCGUCUGGUAUGUGUCACACUAUCAACUUUGAAUGUAAUCAUACAGAUAAGACUCUCUGAAAUUAUAUAUGUAAAUAAGCAGAUUGUUUCUGCAUGGAUUUAUAAUGGCACAGUUGAAUCAUUGUUGCUAUUGCCUUUAGACAUUUUCCUAUAGUAUGGAAGUUUGAACACUGAAAGCAAAUUUUGUACUUCAGUCAUUUCAGGUUACAUUGUGCAUUUGUGCUAGAAGACCCACUAAUAUAUGAAAGUAAUCUUGGGGCAGAAAUAGUUUCUUGUAAAUACAUUAUUUUUUAAUCCAAAAACAUAAAUAGCUGUGUUCAUCUGGAAUAUAAAUAUGCAAAGGGAUCUUGUAGCCAGGCCCCGUCUAACGUUGAAGCAGCUGAAGCCGCCGCUUGGGGCGCACGUCAAAGGGGGGCGCUGUCGAGGCUUUGACAGCGCCCCCGAGUAAUUAUAGCGCUGCUGGUGUAUCGCGCGUGCGAUAGAAGCACCGCAGAAGGAGGAAGGCCUCCAGGAAGGCCUCCAGGAAGGCCUAGCUCUUCUCGUGAGGCCUGGCGAGAACUCGCCAGGCCUCACAAGAACAGCUAGGCCUUCCCAGCCGCCGCCGCCGGUAUGUGGGGAGGGGGGGAGCAAUUUUGGGGGAGGGGCGUGGCCCUAGGUUCGCCUACUAGGCGAAAUUAUCUAGGGCCGGGCCUGCUUGUAGCAUUUUAGAUACUCGCUUGAGAAAGAGGUUGGUAGCAUAAAACUUUAGACUUGUGUGUGCACACUUAAGUCUAUGAAAGGUUAUGUUACCAACUUCAUUCUCUAAAUUAGCCUAUAAAGUACUACAAAAGAUCCCUUUCCAUAAUUUUUAAAGUUUUCCUUCCAGAGUUACCAAAAGGCAUUUAGAUUCUCUCUCUCUUUUUCGGGGGGGGGGGGGGAAAUCUAGUUUUGAAAAGAAACCAUCAACAUUAGAGAGAUUAUGUUCUUUGGAAAAGAUAUUAUUUUCCAAAGUAAAAGGAUAGUGUGAUUUUAAAAAAAAAAUAAUGCUACAAAUUAGUCAUCAGAGUAGGGAAUCUUAACAGAUAACACUGCAUUAACUGGUUCUUAUAUCCAUCAACAGAAACCUUAGAAGAGAAAACCUGUCAAAGAAUCAUGGCCAUACAAUUUUUCCAGAAUUCAAAAAAUGAACAGUCAGACAGAUAGUAGCCAAAAUCUUACCUUGCAGCUUGGAGGUAAGCUUUUCUUAGCAUGUUUUGCAGAAAAGCUGCAGGGAUAUUAAAGAGGCGUCUGCCCAUGCAAAUCUCACAGUACAGAAAUAAUGUGUUUUUCUGUGCAUUAAGAAAGAAUUAUCUUAAAGUGACAUUUGGGUAAAGCAACAAGAUGCUACUAUGAGUUGAAUUCAGAUUUGCCCUUUGGCAAACAGAAGCUCUUAUAUAUUUAUGUGAAGGACUGAGAGACAGUGGAAAAUCCUGUUGUUAAAAAAGGGUUAUUCCCAUCCUCCUCCCCUCCACAACUGUUGUGACCAUCCAGACCAAAUUGAGGGAGGUACUUCAUGGCAGAGAUGAUGAAAAAUGCUUCUCCACCCUCCUUCCUCCAGCACGAUGUUCUGUUCACACAAAGCAAUAAGAAUAAGAGGCAUAAAAAUGUCAGAUGCUUCCUAUUCUUGCAACAGAGCUAAAAAUACAAGUACAGUAAUUUCAAAUGAAGCAUUUACAAACACCAGCAUUUUGUAAGUUUAAUCAUUUAAUCCAGAAUGUCAGGCACAUGACACUGGGCAUGCUCUUGUUAAAACAAUAAACAUAAAUAUUUUGGAUCUGGGGAUAUUUUUGUUUUAAGACUUCAAUUGCUAUUGGAAAAGUGUAAUGCAAUUUAAAGACUCAUGGAUCCUGAAUAUUUUGAAGCAUAAAUGGGAAUGAUCUAGGAUCCAUGUGGACCUUUGAGGAGACACAGUACUGUAGAGCAGGCCUGCACAACAUAUGGCCCAUGGACUGCAUGUGGCCCACACAAGGCCUUGGUGCAGCCCACCGAGCCCACCCACCUUCACCCCACUCCCCCGAGUUGCUUCCCUUUCUAAUCAUUUUUUGUGGAUCUGGGUGGGCGGGGGGCUUUCCCUUCCUAUCCAUCAUGGGGGUCUGAGGGGAAAAGGGGGGGAGGGAGGGAGGAAAAAGAAGCAGGAAAAAUAGAAGGCAGGGGGAGGGGAAAAGGGAGGCAGGAAACGGAAGGAAAUCAAAAUUCAGAAAUGGUGUAUUGGUUUGAACCUUGAACUGUGGCUUUGAACUGACAGGGUGUCUUUAGGCUGGUCACAUUCUCUCAGUCUCAGAGGAAGACAAAGGCAAAUCAUCUUUGAAUAAAUCUUGACAAGAAAACUCUGUUAGAGUCACCUUAGAGUUGCCCAAAGUCUGAAAUAAUUGGAAGGCACGCAACAACAAUCCUAAUCAUACCUUACUUGGAAAGUGAAGUGCUAAACUAUUUGCAGCCUCAAGAGGCUUCGCCUACCUAAUGUUGGCCCCUUUCUACUGACAAGUUAUGCAAGCCUGGUCUACAGGAUCCUCAUAAAUCCUUUGAGCCUUUCAGCUCAAAGAAAUUUUUUGAUAACACUCCCCCCCCCCCCCCCCCCCCAAAAAUUACAGUAAACUGUUAACCAGCACCCAUGGGGACUGGUAGAUGUCAGGCAAAUGCAGUUUCUGGUUAAGUUAUUAUUAGAAAUAGGCCUAACAAAUAUGAUAACCCAUACUAUACCAUAAAUUCUGUAUUAACUUGAUGUUAAUAUUAAAAUACAGUAAUUAAAAGCAAAUUAAGACAUAACUCUACCCUGGAUUUUCAAAAUUCUGAAGCCACUCAUUACAUUAUUAACUUCUGGAGGGAUUUCAGAUUGAGAACUUUGGAAGAACUUGGGAUCAAGAACAAGUUUGUAAGUUGGACUACAUUUGUUCCUGGUAUUUCCUGUGCAGAUAGUUUCAGUUCAUGGGUGGGUGGGAAAGGACCUUUUUUAUCUGCUUGAUAUCCUGAACAGUGCUUGCAAGAACAGAGAACUAUGAUUUAAUAAUAACCUUAAUAAUAAUAAGCUUAUGGACUUGAGUUCUUAUAGCAACCAAGGUAGAUCUAUUUUUAUGAGACAGAGCUGGGCUCCCUGUAAUUUUCUAUAGUCAGAAGAUAGGGCUUCAAAUCCAGCAUUUGUUUGAACAGUUCCCCACCACCACUAGUCAUGCAGAGUUAUCAAAGAUAUUCAUUAUUAUUUUUACAGCACUCUUUUUAUUUUAAUAUGUUCCCAGACCUAGUGACAAGCCUAUAUAGCACAUGGGAAAUUGAAAAGGUGUAUCCAAAAAUCCACCAGGUAGUCAUGUCUAUGUACCAAAAACUAAAAAUAAUUUAAUUUUGGAAAAGCUUUGUUUUUAGGCUAGAAAUUGUUAAACCUUUACAAAAGCUAGCAUUUUAGGAAAUAUUUGUCCCCAGCCUCUUCAUGCGGCCACCUUUUGACAUAUCACACUUUGGACAAAGUAAGUGCUUUGAGGAAUGGAUACAGAUUCCUUGUUAGAAGGAAGUGUGUCUCAAGGCAGAUUACCAAUACUAAACUAUAUGUGAUAAUUUGAGACAACUGCUCAUGAAGCCUCUUAACGCACUGCCUUCUGAAGUACAUGAAAACACAGAAAAGUUACUUUUGAAGUAGAUAGCUAUGCAAACUCACCUGCUAUCCAAAUACUGCAAAAAAUCCAAAAACCCAGAGCCUUGUAUUUAAGUAAUAUGUAAUAAAGUCAGGUGUAGUUAAAUAGUUUAGUGAUUACAGUAAGUCGGAGCCAAAUUUCAUUCUUGCCACCGGAAAACAAGAUGAAGGUGACUACUGCUUCCUGGGAACCAUACAGAGCCAAUGGUUGGAUGUUGCAAAUGGCUUCAGUAGAACUGGAAGGGAGAAAGCAGUAAAUAUUGCUACCAUCCCCAAAAUACUGAAGGGUUCAGAUAUCUUCAGUGGUUAGAAAGAGACAUCCAUAGAACCUGAAUCUAGGAUAGCUUGCUGCAAACUGAAAUAAUCCCUUUAAUCUUUUUUUCUUUCACAUUUUAAAUGGCAGGACAGAGGUGUCUCAAAAGUGCAGUUUCCCCAGUGCAAACCUACUAAAAUGUCUUGAUUGCAAUCUAGAUACGUCAUUUAGGUAUAUCCAAGGGUAAUAUAUACUCAUAUGCUUCUGAAACAUGCUGUUCAAAAUGGGAUUCAUUCCCAUGUAAUGAAGAUGAUCCUAGAAAUGUAUACCUAUUUGAGUUUUGGAUCCAGCAAAGAAGCAUAAAUAGAUGUACACUGUUAAGAUUGAAAACAAAGAAACAGUCCUUCUCAACAAGGCAGUUUGAAGAAAUUCAAAUCUUGGAACAGAGUUGUAUAACCAAGUGUAUCCUUUGAACUGCAGCCCCAACAGUUAGAAUUUUUUCUUUUCAGCAGCAAUAUCAAGAAUUCAUGGCAGCCCUUUCCCCCCUAGUUACACAGCCGUGUUUAGGCAAUGAACUGAAAUUGAGAAGGAGAAAACUAAGCACACAUUUUUGCUGCAAGUCAGGCCGAUAUCGUUUUUGGUAUCACAAUAUAUGGAACCAAUCCCCAUAGUUCUUGCUGUUGCAGGUCACAUUUUCUUUCAUCAAAAAUACUGGAUGGAAUUUUACAAUCUUUAGUAUGUUCAAAUGUUUUUAAUAGUAAGUAAUCAAACAGCAGGUUGUAUAGAUUUUCAAGUCUAUCUCCCCACACAAGGCACCUGUUUUUCUUUAAAACACCGCUUACUUUGGCAAAUUAUUCUGUAUUGUUGAUGCAUUUUGCAGAAUGUGGAGCACACACUGUGAUUUUAAACAAUACCUGAAGUUAUCUACUGCCAUUAAAAGAUGCUAAACUAUAUAUUCCUAAUAUAUGAAAACAGCUAAUAGCACUGUUAAAUAACCGUUUAUUUAAAAAAAAAACUUAGACAUAUCUCAGAAAUUAGUGUAGUGUUCCAAAGCAUAGAGGUGGAAGAAAAAGAAAACUGUUUUGAAUAAAGUGCAGGGCUAAAUCCAGUCUCAAUAGGUAGUGAAUCUGACCUGAGUAGUUUUUCAAACGGAGUAUAUCUUUUACAGGGAUUAAAACAUGUCCAUACCAAAAAUAUUACAUUCAAAAUGUUACAUCAAAGUUGAUUUAAUUUAAACAGAACAUAAACAAAACCGUAUAUUCAAGAUAGUUUAAUGUUUUUUUCUGAAUUAGAAAUAUCACUUUCUUAAAUGAUAAAAUUACUAGUGUAAUGACUGAUUCCUCCCCAAUCACUGAAUUACAUUAUAUACAUAUAUAAUACAGACUGAUUGUAGCUGAAAACAUUAUUAAAAUAAAAUGUUUAAUAUACAAAGGAUCUCUUCUUUCAAUAACAUAGCUUUAGAAGGUGUCUAAACACCCAUUUAAAAGUAAUUCUCUAUUAGCAUUAAGCUAUUUAAGUGCAAACAAUCUUUUUAGAAAAAAAACAAACACCUACGAUUGCAGCAUCCAUCUUCCUGAAUUACAUUUCCGAAGUCAGAAAGGAAUGACUUUCAUUUCCCAUGAUAGCAUUCCAGGCUAACCAUCUCUGGUUUUUUAAAAAAAUCAGUGCAAAAAACUCAACAGUGAAUUUCUAAUUUAUAACACCAUUAUACUUUGAUUUAAGAAACAUUUUAUUUUACACGCAUAUGUGUAUGUUACGUAUAUGAUUCAAUUACAGUGAGAAGUAUAAAGAAACUGGAAAAAAAGUUUUACUAUUUUUUAAUUGCGGCACCAAAAGAAGCAUUUUUAAAGCAAAAUUCUUCUUUGGAUGAGCAGCCUAAAAAUAUUAGCUUUAAAAAGAGUUCAUUACAUUAUUAUUAUUUUGUAGUAAAACACUAUGUGAUUCACAUAACUCCAAGUUUACACUCUGCCUUUUAGAAUUUGUGGUGUUCUCUGGCUCAACGGCAGCUCCAGAUUCCAUUGCCAUUACUUCUUGUUCUGUGUUCAAAGAUUUGCUAGUAGGAGUGUGAUGGCUAUACUACAGUUCCACUUGGAGAAUUGGCCUGGUUUUGAGAUGGCAAUAAACCCUGCAAACAAAGCAAUUUACAUUAAUCCAGCAAGAGAACCCAACAUUUAGUUUUCUAGACAGUAAUGUUUGCAGAAUUUUAGCAGAUGGUAUAAUUGUCUAUUGAAUGAAUUAACUGGUAGAUCACACUGCUUGAAAACCUUACAAGAAUGAUUUCACUAUCAUAUAGCGUUGCUUAAAGUAACUUCUAAUAUUUAGCACAUCAUUAGGAACUGAAGGGAGGAAAAGUUGUAUCUUUUGCAACAAAAACAAACAAUCCAAUGGUCCUUUGGAAUAAAAGCUACAGUAUGUGUUAAGUUUCCAUGGACUACAGUUCAUUCCAGAUGUCUGAAGCAUCCUCAACCUGAUAAAGAGAGCGGUAAUCCAUGGAGUGAUUUAAGUUUGGCUUGUGUUUUACAGAACCUCUGUUAUUUUUCUUUAUCCAUGACCUCUCAACAGCAGCGAAAGACGACUAAGCUACAGGUUUGAAUCUCUAUUUGGAAGAUGAAACAUUCUUUCCAAAUUAUUGGUGUUAUUUGCAGCAAACAUCCAGCAUACCAGUGUUUCUAGACUGAGUGGCACAGACUUCCGCAUAUCACCUAAAAUAACAAUCUCAAGUUUUUCUCAGAUUCCUUAUAUAUACCCAGGUCAGUUUGGCUUUUUUCUUGGAUAUAAAACUGCUUCUAGAAAAGAUGAGUAGCAAUCAAACCUUCCCAACUUGUAGAUAACUACUCAGGCAAGCCUUGUGUCAUUAGUUUCAGACAACUCAUGGAAAAUCCCAUGGAAGUGAGUAUCUUCUUAUGAGGAAUUCACUCUACUUUUAACUAGAUCUCCUUCCCACCUCAAAGGUUAAAUAAGAACUAUAGUCACAGUCCACAGUUCCUAAUUAAUGUGUUUAGGUUUAAAAUGGGGAGUUCACAGCUCUAUCAACUGUUUUGUUUUCAGUAUACAACUUUAGGAAGCAACUGUGGCUUAUUGCCAAGCUUGUCAAAACAGCCUUUAGAAGUGGUGAAUCUUGUGAGCCAUUGAGUUUCACCUUAGAGUUCACUAAAAAAAACAGACUUGUUCUAAGCAUCUAGAGAAGGAAGGCCUUCCAAUACUUUUAUUUCCAAACUUGUUUUUCUUACCUUAACAUCCGCAAUUCAUGUUAGUCAAGCUCAAGAACAAAGUCUGUUUGUAAUGCAGAAUUAAUUACAUCCUCAGAGACUACAGGAGCUCUUUCUGACUCUGACCUAAACACCGAAAUAGAACAAAAGCAGACUUCCUAGUCUUGAACUUGGGAAGAUGUACAAGGAGAUCCUGCAUUAGAAAAGAUAAGCCACUAGAACCUGCUCUACCAUUUUGUCCCUUGAAAACAUCUACAUUAAAAUGUUUGUUCCGUUUCUUGCAGAGGCAAAGAAAUGACACAUAAUCUACACACAUUAAAAUUUGUUCCACACUGUAAUAAUUUUACAUCCAUAUAAUCAAGAACUGUUGUUCUCGAUUUCUAUAAUACUGUGACUAUAUUCAGUUGUGAUGGAGCAGAACACUCAACCUUUGCAUACCUCCCAGCACAACCUGCCUAUAUCUAUGGCUUUUUCCUUCUAGUGAUUGGUUCUGUGGGUCUCUGGAGCCAAGACAAUUUACGAAGGUUGGAUUGGGGCAUAGGCAGUUGUUGAAGUCAAACCUUGCUACUGCCUAGUCUUCAAAGAUUCCGUAGAACACGGCAUUUAGGAAAGAAGCAGCCAUAAAUGAAUUAGAUCUGUCAGAAGGUCCACACUGAAUGCCUGUUUCCUCCUCAGGCAGCAGUGAGUAAGUGUAGCAAGUGGCCAGUUUUGCCCACUGCCAUUUGUUGCUGCUCUUUCUCACAAGCUAUUGGCUGCUAUAGAAUUCUAAUCAUUAUAAUCAGAACUACAUUGGAAAACUAACAGAGCUUUUAGUCCUAGAGAAUAAUGUGUAAAAUUACUGUAUUGAACUAAGGGAGUCAUUAAGAAGGCAUUCACUCUUUUUUAAAAAGUAUAGCAUGAGUAAGAAUUGCAUGGGAAAUGAGAAAGCGGAAGACAAGCAGCAGUAGCUAUAUGUAAUGUUGAUAUACAACAUGAUAGCUUCCAUGAGGCCAGGCAAAAGAGAAGCUGCUUAAUUCACACUGAAAUUCAAACCUCACUGUGUUGUAUUUGUGUAUAUUAUGCUGAAAACUUCAGCUGUUAAGCAACUCGUGUAGUGGUAUAUUGUCAUUUUUACAAGAUAAUCCAGUACAGUAUAAAUGUAGGUUAUUUUCUGUGUAUAUUAUUCUACUAUAAUCUAUUGUUAUGGAAUAUAUGCUGGACCAUCAUGCUGAAACUUUCUCUGCUCACCCCGAGUCAUUCUUGGAUUUCAUCCAGAACAGGCUUCUGGGGUGCAUGAGGUGGGUAUCACUGAGAAGAGGAGUUUUCCCUACUCUACUGUUCCAUUACCAAUGCUCUUCAUUAGAGCUAAACCAAUAGUUACCAUUACCAAUGCUCUUCAUUAGAGCUAAACCAAUAGUUACCAUACUCUUCUCUCCCCCUUUCUCUAUUAAGCCAAUACCUGCUUAAAACAGAAAAAACAAAAAUACCUUGCUUGUCCAAACGAUUUAUCUCAUCCGACACCAGCUAACCAUAUGAAUGUAGCCAUUCCAGCGGCUCCCAUGGACCAGGAGAGGGAGAUAUGGUAGUGCAGUACUAAAUUCAGUGGGAAAUGCUUCCAUCUGCACUUCCCGUACCUCUAUAUCAGUGAUUCUCAAACUCUGCUCCUCCAAGUGUUUUGGACUUCAGCUUCCACAAUUCCUAGCAACUUGUAAGCUCGCUGGGAUUUCUGUUUCUAGGAGCUGAAGUCCACAACACUUGGAGGAACAGAGUUAAACACUGCUCUAUACAAAUGCAGUGCUGAACAAAAAGCACACAUAUAUGGCUGUAUCUUCAAAUAAGCAUCCAUUGUGCCUGAGUGGCUAAGGAAGAUAAAUUCCAAUUCUCUCUCUGGAAACAAUCCUGAAAUAUUAGUAAGAAGCAUCAUCUCGCAAGUGCACAAAACCUGUGUAUUAUCUUUCGUUUCAUCUUAAUACAUGGUAGUUGCAGAUUUGUUUGGUCCAUUAGUGCCUUCCAUUCUUAAGUCAGAUUUCUGCACCAAGAGAUACAAAAUCCUAUGACAAACAGUUGAGGAAAUGGGAGUUUUCCAGAUUUGCAUAGUGUUCUGUUUCUCAUAUGUAUCAGAAGCAAAAAGGAACUCUGGCAAUAAUCGCAAUCAAAAUCAUAUUUCACCUAGCCGCUCUGGAUUCUUAGAACUUCCAGGUUAUUCACCUCCUCGUGCUGAAUCUCCCCAUGUUACAUGAUUUUUAAAGAGUAAGAAGGAGAACAUUCCUUGCAAGGUAUUAAAUACUGUACUAUUUUGAUGCUUGUUACCCUGCAGAAUAGGAUUUUCCCUAGUAUUCCUAUUGGGAGUUUCUCCCAGCUCUACUACCUGAAAUCAUUUAGAAAAAGUUUGUUUCUAGGAUUAAAUCUGGGACCCUCUGUCGCUUAGUAGAAAGAGGCUGCCAGUGACUACUAUUAGUGCCAUAGCAAUUAAUAAAGUUUUCAUGUUCAAAAGUAAUUUUAUACGAGACAAAACCAUUAAUUUAGUAAAAUAUCAGCUUCAAUAACAUUCAAAUUCGUUUUGGGGGAAACAAGAUGUAACUGAACAAAUACACGGAGACUCAUAAGUCAGCAGAAACCUAGAUGUCCAGCUAAUUCUUGUACCUCUAUAACCUUAAGUAGCUGGUGUGUAGUCAAACAGCUGUAUGACUAAUUUGUUAGCCUAAUGGCUAAAUAUACUGUAAUCCAUAUGGAAAACCUUGCAAUGUGAUGUCUCUUAUAAGAAAGUGAAAUUUAACAAGGCCUUUGGUGCAUUUUGUCCUUUAAAUACUUUGAAUGUUCUAUUGAAUCCAAGUCUUAACAUAUUUUGCAUUGGUCAUAUAGUAUAAUGGUUUCAUCUGCGCCUGGAUUAUAGUGUUCUGUAAAUUCCAGAGAUGCUGAACUAAAAAUAAAUAUUUUUUAUUUAUUGCAA